UUUUAAACCCUCUGAGAGCUAGACUUUCUUCAUCAGUAAGACUAAGAGCGACAACGAAGCAGAAAACUACAGAAAACUUCUCCAGAUCGCCUCACCUGCACCAAGGAUGUCUCUAUACAGCAGCUUUCUCCUGUCUGACGAGCAGUUCCAGUGCUCCAUUUGCCUGGAUGUGUUCACCAACCCUUCAUCCACACCGUGUGGACACAGCUUCUGCAUGGCCUGCAUCAGCCGAUACUGGGAUGGACUGAAGGUCUGCCAGUGUCCUCUGUGUAAGAAGACCUUCCAGAAGCGUCCAGACCUGCAGAUCAACCGGACACUGAGAGAAAUCACCGAGCAGUUCAAAUCCAUGAAGGGUGGAGGAGGAGGAGCUGGGAGGGAGAAGAGGGGAGGAAAGGGAGACACAGGGAUACCUGAGGAUUUAUACAACGAACUGAGGAGGAGGCUGCCUCGGCCUCUGCCGAGCAGUGAGGCUCCGACUCACAUCACACCCUCACUGGCUCCAUCGGUACCAAACUACAGUGCGAUCGCUGCCCUAACCAGUGCCAUCGUGCCUCCUCCACCUCCGUAUCCUUCCAACCGCUCCAGCGGCCGCAGACGCUUCACUCUGAGUGGGCCUGAAAGCAGCUGGAACCUCCCCAUCUGUGAGGUCCACCACCGAGGAAUAAUGCUUUACUGCAGGACUGAUCAGAUGUGUAUCUGUCCUGAAUGUGAGGAAGAAGAUCAUCCAGAUCACGACACAGUGACUGCAGAAUCAGAAUGGAUGAAUACUAAGGUUCUGCUGAGUGGAUCAGAGCAGAGGAUCCAGGAGAUGAUCAGACAGAGACUGAGGAAGAUCGAUGAGAUCAGAACGUCUGUCAGUGAGCUGCAGCUGAAGGUGGAGCGGGAGACAGCAGGUAACGUCCGCCUGUUCUCCAUGCUGGUGUCGGCCAUCGAGCGCUCCCAGGCCGAGCUGAUGGAGGUGAUGGAGAUGAGCCGGAGGGCGGCGGAGCACCAGGCCGACACCAUGAUCCGGCAGCUGGAGUUGGAGGUGGAGGAGCUGAGGAGGAGGGAGACCGUCCUCGCCGAGCUCGCCCAAUCAGACGACUGCAUCCACUGUGUGAAGACGUUCCCCACGGUGUCCAGCCCCCCACCGGCCAAAGACUGGUCGGCUGCCUCGGUGAAGUCGGACCUGGGAACUGGAACCAUCUACAGGUCUCUGGCUGUGCUGGUGGAAAAGUUCCAGGAAGAACUGAAGAACGUUGCAGAAAAUGGUUUUCCUGGCCCGGUGGUAGAACCCAGUCCGAUCCGAUCUCUGCCCAGGAUGAAGAGGGUCCAGGAAUAUGCUCUGGAUGUAACUCUGGACUGUAACACCGCUCAUCCCAGACUGGUUCUGUCAGAGGACAUGAAGAGUGUCCGGUGUGCAGAUAAACACCAGCUGCUGCCAGACAACCCAGAGAGGUUUGACCGAGUGGUCUGUGUGCUGGGGAGGGAGGCCAUCACUUCUGGGAAACACUACUGGGAGGUGGAGGUUGGUGGGAAGACGGACUGGGAUCUGGGCGUGGCCAAACAGUCCAUCAACAGGAAGGGGAAGAUCGAAUACACUCCCAGUAACGGAUACUGGUUCCUCAGUCUGAGAGACAAGAAUAAAUACGCUUUCCGUACCGAACCUUCCACAGACGUCAACCUGAACCACCGGCCUCAUAAGAUCGGGAUAUUUGUGGACUUUGAGAAAGGACAGGUGUCUUUCUACAACGUGGAUGCUAGAAUCCACAUCUACACCUUCAAUGUGACGUUCUCUGAGAGCGUCUUCCCGUUCUUCAGCCCCUGCACCAACAAGUCAGGGAAGAACGACGCUCCGCUCAUCAUCACACCGGUCAACAUCCUGGAGUGAUUUUACACUUUAUGGUUCUUAUUCUGCUGCUUCAUUACCUGCUCAUGUUUUAUAUUAAUAUGAAUAUCCAUCGGUGGCUCCUUAAAGUCUCUGUUGACUGUGAGCAGUUUAUAUAUUAAAGCUAAACAACAAAUGUGAUCAUUUAUUAAAGCUAAACUCGCUUCCUGACGUCGGUAUUAAACAGAGUUCCUGCAGUUUUUAUCUCAGGAUGAAACUUUGGAUUUAUAGUUUAACUUUUGCUGUCUUGUUGAUAACUUGACGAAAAGAUUGAUUCCCCACUCAUAUAUGUACAUAAAGAAAUGAAGCUAUAGGCUAGUUAGCUUAGCUUAGCAUAAAGCCUUUGAGUAGGUGGAAACAUGUUUGUCUAUUGUUUCUUUUUUUUUUUUUAAAUCAUUUUUGUCUAGUUUUUUCCUUUUUUGUCACUUUGUCACUUUUUUAUCAACUUUUUUGUCUUUUUUGUUUUGUUUCAUGUCACUUGUCAAAUUUUUUGUCAUUUUCUCAAUUUUGUCAUUUUAUGUCUCAUUUUUAUAAUAUUUUGUCUUAUUGUUAUUUGCCUUUUUUUGUCUCUUUCGUUGUUUGUCUCAUGUUGUUUUGUUUCUUGUUUUUGUCUCGUUUGUGUUUUUUUGUCUUUUUUUCAUUUUGCGUUUCACUUUGUUUUGUGUAUCAUUUUUGAUGGGUUUUGUUAUCCCGCUUCUGUUGUUCGUCUAUUUUUUUGCCGUUUUGUUUCUUUUUCUGUUAUUUUUAUCUCGUUUGAGUCAUUUGUGUAAUUUUUUUGUCUUAUUUUUGUCCAUUUUUUGUCGCUUUGUCACUUUUUAGCAACUUUUUACUCUUGUUUUGUUUCAUGUCGUUUGUCCCAUUUUUUGUCAUAUUGUUUCUCAGUUUUGUCGUUUUUUGUCUCAUUUUUGCAAUAUUUCAUCUUGUUUUUGUUGUUUUGUCUUUUUUGUCUGACUUUUGUUGUUUUGAUCAUAAAGUAAAAUAUAUUGUUUAGUUCCAGAUGCCUGAGACUAAAUGUUUUGUUCCUUUGUAGAAACUCUCUGAAAACUGUGGAAACAUUAAAAAUGUAAAUCAAAGGGUAAUAAUCUAUCAGCUGGGGGAUAAAAAUGUCCUGUAAAACAACAGAAAAUAAUUCUACCUGAUAAAAAAUAUAAUAGUUUUCCAUCCUCAGAUGAAUUUUCUGUGAUAAAUUUGCCUUUUUUAAUGUUUACUUGUGUAAAAAAUGUACAUAAAUCUAUACAUAGCGAAAUGAGAUAUAUGAAAACAGUAUUUUGACAGUUUAUCCAUAUUAUACACUGAUAUAAACACAUUCAUUCAACAUUUUAGUUGAAAAAACUUGCAAUUACAUAAGAAAUAUCUCAUUUAACAAAUAAAUCUGUGUGGAAUUACAAAAGCCUUCUGUGAAUUAGAACUAAUUGGAUCUAAUUUUAGGGUUUAAUUUAGUGUUAUGUAUGAAAUGGAAAAAAACUUUGUGAAAUACCAAAUUUGCAAUGUGUUUAACAGUCUGUUUUAUGUAAAAUAAAAUAAUGUGUUUUAUUAAAAUGUUGUUAUUCACAGUUACUUUUUGUGAAUGUUAUUUUGCAUUAGACGUGUACAUUUACUGUCUAUUUUUAUAAUUUUAGGGAUAUUGUAAUGAUCAUUUCUUUAAAAAAUACUAAAAAUCCUGCAUAGUAAAACAUU
Messenger RNA from Amphiprion ocellaris (clown anemonefish), 3544 nucleotides. Its product is annotated as E3 ubiquitin-protein ligase TRIM7. The transcript is spliced from 15 exons. The record is from RefSeq and is a predicted model, not a curated record. Gene Ontology annotation, molecular function: zinc ion binding; protein binding. Bases 107 to 1870 code for a protein of 587 amino acids. NCBI's taxonomy places the organism in Eukaryota, Metazoa, Chordata, Actinopteri, Pomacentridae.